CAAGUCCCUUCGUCUUAGAAUCGGUCCUGCAAGCCUUUUGUGCUACUAGGCACGAUUAAUCUUGACUACGAAUACAAUGUCUUCGAGCAUCGAGCUCAUCAACCCCAAGGCGGAGAGCGUCCGCAGAGCGGCUGCGCUUCAGGUGAACACCACCGGUGCCAUGGGCCUGGCAAACGUCGUGAAAGGGAACCUUGGCCCGCGUGGUACGCUGAAAAUGCUCGUGGACGGCGCGGGGCAGAUCAAGAUGACGAAGGACGGAAAGGUCCUGCUCUCCGAGAUGCAAAUCCAAAACCCGACUGCGGCGAUGAUCGCGAAGACGGCUGUCGCGCAGGACGACCAGGUCGGCGACGGCACGACGUCCGUCGUGCUCCUCGUUGGCGAGCUGCUGAAGCAGGCGGACCGGUACAUCUCUGAGGGCGUACACCCGACGAUCAUCGGAGAGGGGUUCGAUAUUGCGAAGAAGGCUGCGCUGGAGUUCCUGGACAAUUUCAAGCAACUGUCUAAAUUGGACCGCGCGACGCUCAUAAACGUCGCCCACACGUCGCUUGCUACCAAGCUGAAUGCUGCGAUGGCAAAGCAGCUCGCAGCGGACGUGGUUGAUGCUGUACUGACGAUCCGACCUCCCCCUCCACCCGCAGACGCAAAGGAGCAAUGGAUAAACCCUAUCGACCUUCACAUGAUCGAAAUAAUGAAGAUGCAGCACCGGACAGCCUCCGAGACGCAGCUCAUCCGCGGCUUGGUUCUCGACCACGGAGGCAGGCAUCCCGACAUGCCCAAACGCGUGGAGAACGCAUACAUCCUUACUCUCAAUGUCUCUCUAGAAUACGAAAAGACCGAGGUCAACUCGGGCUUCUUCUACUCCUCGACCGAACAACGCGAAAAGCUCGUCGAAUCCGAGCGCAAGUUCACGGAUAUGAAGUGUCGCAAAAUUGUUGAACUCAAGAACCUGGUGUGCGACCAGGCGGUGGGAGAAGGCAAAAAGAAGAACUUCGUGAUCAUCAACCAGAAGGGCAUCGAUCCGCUCAGCUUAGAUAUCUUUGCGAAGAAUGGUAUUCUGGCGCUGCGGCGGGCGAAGCGACGAAACAUGGAAAGGCUGCAGUUGGUCUGCGGUGGCACCGCGCAGAACUCCGUCGAGGAUCUUACCCCGGAUGUACUUGGCUGGGCUGGGCUCGUGUACGAGCACACACUAGGCGAGGAGAAGUACACGUUCAUCGAACAGGUGAAGGAGCCUAAGUCGGUUACGUUGCUCAUCAAGGGCCCGAAUGCGCACACGAUUCAGCAGACACAGGACGCGCUUCGGGAUGGCUUGCGCGCGGUGAAGAAUGCGAUCGAGGACGGGGCGCUCGUGCCUGGCGCAGGCGCAUUCGAGGUCGCGUGCGCAGCACACUUGAGUGGGGAAGUCAAGAAGAGCGCGAAGGGCCGGGUGAAGAUGGGCGUGCAGGCGUUUGCGGACGCACUACUGAUUAUCCCGAAGACGCUCGCGCAGAACGGAGGGUUCGACGUGCAGGACGCGGUUGUCGCGUUGCAGGACGAGCAAGCGGAGGGCAACAUCGUGGGCAUUGAUUUGCAGUCCGGCGAGCCAUUCGACCCGACCGUGGAAGGUGUCUGGGACAACUAUCGCGUCAAGCGCCAGAUGCUGCACUCAUGUUCGGUCAUCGCCGUUAACCUGCUCUCGACGGACGAAAUACUGCGUGCUGGCCGGAGCUCACUAAAACCAGAAGGACAGCAAUAGUCACUUGAUAAUGGUAGAUUUGUGUACACCAUAGCGACGAUUCUCUCACAUACAUUGCUGGUGUGCUGGAUAACCUGACCCCUUCUGUUACUUGAGCAAAACAUCGUCGUUGCUAUGUAUAG
Punctularia strigosozonata HHB-11173 SS5 is the source of this 1854-nucleotide messenger RNA. RefSeq names its product chaperonin-containing T-complex zeta subunit Cct6. Lineage: Eukaryota; Fungi; Basidiomycota; Agaricomycetes; Corticiales; Punctulariaceae. Gene Ontology annotation, cellular component: chaperonin-containing T-complex. The transcript has 9 exons. Gene Ontology annotation, molecular function: ATP hydrolysis activity; ATP binding; ATP-dependent protein folding chaperone. The record is from RefSeq and is a predicted model, not a curated record. Gene Ontology annotation, biological process: protein folding. The coding region runs from base 77 to 1732 and encodes 551 amino acids.